This is a messenger RNA of Haliotis rubra (blacklip abalone), 1701 nucleotides long. RefSeq names its product transmembrane protein 161B-like. The transcript has 2 exons. Bases 133 to 1614 code for a protein of 493 amino acids. Lineage: Eukaryota; Metazoa; Mollusca; Gastropoda; Lepetellida; Haliotidae. The record is from RefSeq and is a predicted model, not a curated record.
GCAUGGAGGUUAGACUAGUGGCUUCUGAGAGGUAAGACGCGAGGACGUCGGUAGUCUACAGUGUAGCCAGCAUCUGAUAGAUAGAGUGAAUCAGUUAGUGGGAUCUCUCAGUUAGCUGACACUUGAAUCAAGAUGGCUGUCCUUGGUGUGCAGUUUGUCUUCAGCCUGGUCAUGUUCAGUUUCCUCCAGAAGCUGUCACCCUACUAUUCCUUUGCUCGAUGGCUGAUGUGUAGAAGAUUGGUGCGAUAUCUACACCCGACAGAUGAAGAUUUAAGAACUCAGGCAGGGAUUGCACCCCCAGGGAAAGGCAAGGGGAGGAGGAACGACAAGAAGGAAAAAAGUAACAAUACAACAGAGACAUUCAUGGUACCCAGAAACAUUGACAUUCAGCUGGAAAUGACUAGAGUGGAACCUGUUGACUUGGUUCCAUUACACUUUUACCCUGAGUUCCAGUGGCUCCUGGACUUCUCCGUCUGUGCAUGCAUAGUGUAUAUUCUGACAGAGAUCUAUUAUGCUUUGAGUAUGCAUCACAUUGAGUUCAAUGCAAGCAUCCUUUGGUGCCUCCUUGCUAUCGGUUUCUGUCUUCGCACAUUGCUCUCACAAACAGCUCUUUACUUUCGCACUGAAGAGGGGGGAGAGAGAAUAUUGUGCAUAACAUUUGGUUUUUUCUACUUAGUUUUAGGAAUGGGAGUACUUGUAGUUGGUGAUGAUAUUUUGGAGUUUGGACUUGAGGAGGGAUAUCGUAAUUUCUCAGGCAAUGCUGAACAGUUCUUAAAACAACAAGGUGUGGAAUCCACUGGCCCAGUAUCACUUCUCACAUUCAAAAUUGUGCUUGCCAUUACUUGUUCAAUUCUUGGAGCAUUUCUGACGUUUCCUGGACUACGACUUGCUAAACUCCACUCAGAUGCCAUGAAAUAUGCAAGGGAAAAUUAUGUAAGGCAAACAUUACUCCAUUUUAACUAUGCACUGCCACUUCUCAUUGUGUUGUCCUACAUCAAGCCUAUUGCUCGCAAUGUGUUUUGUGGUCACCUGUGGACAUCAACAGGGGCCUUGAUUCCAGAUGAUUCAUUUGACAACAUUAGAUUACUGCUUGUUGUCGGUAUGUUUGUAGCUAGAUUAGCCUUGUUCUCCACCUUCAUGCAGUCUCACCUGAACCUGGCACAUUUGAAGUUACAACUAAUGAAGCGUGAAGCUGGCAAGAUUAGUAAUGUUGACCUACAGAAGAUGAUAACCCGUGUGUUCUACUACCUGUGUGUUGUGGCUCUGCAGUACAUCACUCCAGUCAUCUUGAUCCUCUUCAUGAGCUUCCUCCUCAAGACGCUGGGAGACUACUCGUGGACAACUGUCUUGGGAGAAAAGGUCACUACUCUUUGGUCUCAAAAGAAUCAAGGAAACAGACUAAUGGUUGCAUCUACCAAGGUCAAUGAAACAGACAGUAUUUUAGACACAGCAGCUCAUUUCACUUAUACCAUUGGAAACCUGCGCACUAUUUUCACCCCUGUGUGGUACCGUGGUCUGCUGUCGUUCUUGAUGUGGUGGAUGUGUACAGUGUGGUUCACCAGCACCAGUCUCGGCAUGUUGUACUACUCUCAGUCAGAAACUAUGACUAGUUAACUACGUGUAUUUGUGGAACAGCAAACCUACUGAAUAGUGUAUUCAUGAUGGGAUUGUUUUUAUCAACAGAUAUCCAAUACAGUGUUU